Molecule: messenger RNA, 2365 nt
Organism: Fundulus heteroclitus (mummichog)
Lineage: Eukaryota; Metazoa; Chordata; Actinopteri; Cyprinodontiformes; Fundulidae
Product: tripartite motif-containing protein 16-like
Exons: 2
Coding region: 306-1976 (556 amino acids)
Molecular function (GO): protein binding; zinc ion binding
Source: RefSeq, a predicted model, not a curated record
AUAAAGAAAAAUAAGUGACAAAAAUAGCUUAUUUCUUGGUGUACGUACACUUUUAGUAUAGAUUCCCUACAAUGUUGUAUAAAUGAGGCCCUGCUCCUUAUCCUGCAGGCUGUAAAACCUGAUAACCCUCCCUGUUCUUCCUGCUCUCAGACACACCUUGAAGCUGGUGGAGCAACAUCUGCUGGAGCUGAAAGCUGAUUGGCUGCAGCCUCUCUGCUCUGACACGUGAUUCGUAGAUCAGAGCUCAGAGCUGUUGCUGUUUUCAGGAAAUGAAACUCACACAGUCACUGUGACCGAGAGGAGAAAUGGAGCAGAACCAGCUGGACCGAGAAACCUUGUCCUGUUCGAUCUGUCUGGAUCUACUGAAGGAUCCGGUGGCUAUUCCCUGUGGACACAGCUACUGUAUGAAGUGUAUUAAAAACUUCUGGGAUGAAGAGGAUCAGAAAGGAAUCCACAGCUGCCCUCAGUGCAGGGAGACCUUCACACCGAGGCCCGUUCUGAAGAAAAACACCAUGUUAGCAGCUUUAGUGGAGCAGCUGAAGAAGACUGGACUCCAAGCUGCUCCUGCUGAUCUCUGCUAUGCUGGACCUGAAGAUGUGGCCUGUGAUUUCUGCUCUGGAAGAAAACUGAAAGCCAUCAAGUCCUGUUUAGUCUGUCUGGCCUCUUUCUGUGAGAAACACCUUCAGCCUCAUUAUGAUGUGGCUCCACUAAAGAAACACAAGCUGGUGGAGCCCUCCAAGAACCUCCAGGAGAACAUCUGCUCUCGUCAUGAUGAGGUGAUGAAGAUGUUCUGUCGUACUGAUCAGAAGUGUAUCUGUUAUCUCUGCUCUGUGGAUGAACAUAAAGGCCACGACACAGUGUCAGCUGCAGCAGAAAGGACUGAGAGGCAGAGAGAGCUGGAGGUGAGACGAGAAAACAUCCAGCAGAGAAUCCAGGACAGAGAGAAAGAUGUGAAGCUGCUUCAACAGGAGCUGGAGGCCAUCAAGCACUCUGCUGAUAAAACAGUGGAGGACAGUGAGAAGAUCUUCACUCAGCUGAUCCGUCUCAUCCAGAAAAGAAGCUCUGAUGUGAAGCAGCAGAUCAGAUCCCAGCAGGAAACUGAAGGGAGUCGAGUCAAAGAGCUUCAGGAGAAGCUGGAGCAGGAGAUCACUGAGCUGAAGAGGAAAGACGCUGAGCUGAAGCAGCUCUCAGACACAGAGGAUCACAACCAGUUUCUCCACAACUACCCCUCACUGUCAGCACUCAGUGAGUCUACACACUCAUCCAGCAUCAAGAUCCGUCCUCUGAGCUACUUUGAGGAUGUGACAGCAGCUGUGUCAGAGCUCAGAGAUCAACUACAGGACAUCCUGAGAGACGCAUGGACAAACAUCUCACUGAGACUCACUGAGGUGGAUGUUUCACUGUCAGAACCAGAACCAAAGAGCAGAGCUGGAUUCUUGAGAUAUUCAUGUGAAAUCACACUGGAUCCAAACACAGCAUACAGUUAUCUGUUACUAUCAGAGGGGAACAGGAAGGUGACAUUGAUGAAUCAACCUCAGUCUUAUUCUAGUCAUCCAGACAGAUUCACUGAUUGGUCUCAGGUUCUGAGUAGAGAGAGUCUGACUGGACGUUGUUACUGGGAGGUGGAGUGGAGAGAGGAAGUUUAUGUAGCAGUCGCAUACAAGAAUAUCAGCAGAGCAGGAGGAGGGAAUGAAUGUAGAUUUGGAGCUAAUGACAAAUCUUGGGCAUUAUAUUGUCACCAAGGAGGUUAUAAAUUUGGUCACAACAACAUCUGGACCUCCAUCUCAGGUCCUGGUUCCUCCAGAGUAGGAGUGUACCUGGAUCACAGAGCAGGUAUUCUGUCCUUCUACAGCGUCUCUGAAACCAUGACUCUCCUCCACAGAGUCCAGACCACCUUCACUCAGCCGCUACAUGCUGGGGUUAGGGUUUACUAUUGGAGCGUUGGAGGUUCUGCUGAGUUCUGUAAACCCAAAUAGACAGAAUCCACUGAAGGUUCAGUGAGUUUGAUUCUGGUUUUUAAAUCUCCAGCAGAUUAUUUUCUUGAUGGUUGUUGUUUUAUGUCUAAACUGCUCAGAAAUCAAUAGUCAGAGAUUGUCAGCACUUGUUUUCCUUCAGAAUUGAUGUUGUGGUUCUGUUGGGUUUGUUCAUUUCUCAACAUUGUUUUCUAAACCAGCUGAUCAGCACCAGAAUAAAAAAAAAAUUCAAAUUGCUUCAUUUUUCUGUUGAAAAUGUAAAAAAAUCAAACAUAUCUCAGAUUCAUGAGAAUUCGUUUGAAUUAUUUCAAAAACUCUUUCAACAUAUAAUUAUAAAAAAGAAUUAUUGUUUUAUUUUUGUUUUAAAAUGUAAAUAAAUGACAUUUCUUAGA